Molecule: messenger RNA, 6257 nt
Organism: Megalobrama amblycephala (Wuchang bream)
Lineage: Eukaryota; Metazoa; Chordata; Actinopteri; Cypriniformes; Xenocyprididae
Product: zinc finger and BTB domain-containing protein 5
Exons: 3
Coding region: 209-2338 (709 amino acids)
Biological process (GO): regulation of transcription by RNA polymerase II
Cellular component (GO): nucleus
Molecular function (GO): protein binding; RNA polymerase II cis-regulatory region sequence-specific DNA binding; DNA-binding transcription factor activity, RNA polymerase II-specific
Source: RefSeq, a predicted model, not a curated record
GUAGGUGGCGGAAUGAGAUUCGUGUUCAUGUUGCUCCUAGAUAUGAAGACGCGCCUGGGCAGCUGAUGCGGUCUCCCCUGACCUGUCUUUAUUGUAUGUCUAACUCCAUAGGCUAACUAUCAUGGGCAGUUUUUGCAUGUAUUUUUGGAUGGUAACAAGAGGACAAACCCGGACUCUCUGAAGACGCCUGAGAUAGACGUGAAAAGUCAUGGAUUUCCCGGGGCACUUUGAGCAGAUCUUCCAGCAGUUGAACUACCAGCGGCUGCAUGGACAGCUGUGUGACUGUGUGAUCAUGGUAGGCAGCCGUCAUUUCAAGGCCCACCGCGCUGUGCUUUCCGCCUGCAGUACGCAUUUCCGAGCCCUGUUCACUGCUGCCGAGGGAGACGCCAGCACGAGGAUGAUCCACCUGGACUCAGAGGUGGUGACGGCUGAAGCAUUUGCUGCUCUCAUGGACAUGAUGUACACAUCCACGCUGAUGCUAGGAGAGAGUAACGUUAUGGAUGUCUUGUUGGCUGCUUCUCAUCUGCAUCUAAAUGCUGUGGUGAAAGCCUGUAAGCACUACCUUACGACUCGCACUCUGCCCAUGUCUCCUCCGGCAGACCGUGGUGGUCAGCAUCACGCUGAGCAGCAACAAGCAGCAGCGGCUGCAAACUCUCAUCUCCAGCGCUCAUUUCUGCUGCAACAGCUCGGUUUGAGCUUGGUCAGUUCUGCCCUGAGUGGGGCUGAAGAUGGGGGAACAGGGACCGGGAGGAGAACGGGUUCAGGGUGCGGUAGCGGGUUAGUGGAUCAGCAUGGUUCUCACCCGACACGCCGCUUCCUGAAGCGCAAACAGCCCUUGUCUAUGAUCGCUCCGGAGCGAGGGAGGCCGCGCCUCUCCUCACAGAUGGAGGGGAUUGUGGGGGAAUCGGAGGGCCGAGAGGGUGGAGAGGAGCUUCUGUCUCCAGAUUCCCACAGUAAGAUGGUGGAUGAGGUCAUUGCUGGGGUCAUUCCGGGGGAUGAUGGAGGUUUACUAGAGCAAGAUGAGUACCGAAGGGGACUGACCCAUGAAGACAUGCAACUUCCCAGUCAGUCAGAUGGAGGCAGGGGAGCAGGACCGGAAAAAACGUUGCUGUUGCCGCAUAAAGAGGAGUACCCUGAUGCGAGCCAUCACCAUAGCGAGGGGAUAAAGAUAAAGACUGGAGGUGAGGAAGAAGAGGAGCAGCAGCAGCACAUGCAGGUUGUGGUGAAGAGUGAGCCACUGAGUUCUCCCGAGGCUGUCGAUGAGACUAGCGAUGUUACCUCUCAGGCAGAAGGGAGUGACCAGGUGGAGCCAGUUGGAGAAAAGCUGGAGCUGAGUCCAGAGGGCAGCGAGCGCAGCUUCUCCGAUCCCCAGCCCAGCUCUGAGCUAUUGAUUAAAGGGAACAAGGGAUUAGGAGCAGCGGAAGACAGAGGAAGAGGAGAGGACCUCUCCUGCAGUGAUGCUCUGGAGCCCUCUUCCGGAUUGCAUAUCUCCAGUUUCCUCAGCACAAAGGCCUUUGCUGGCAGAGGGCCAUCAUCCAACCUCGCCCAUAGUGUUGAUAAUGUUCCCAACACUACAACCGGAGAGUUUCAAGCAGACCACGAUUCUGCUCGCUUCUUCCUCCCUACUGAUUCCAUCAACACUGCAUCUUCCUCUCUGCACCUUCUUCCAGGCGAGUCGCAGGUCUGCUCUGACUUGCAGCCAGAGUCCCUCCUUCUACGGCCACUGCAUGAUGGAAUAGCAUCAUCCUCUUUGUUAACGCCGUCACGUGGUGGAUCGGUGGACCAGCUUGCGCUCGAGUUCCAGCGCAACAUUUUGGGAUUACAGACGUUCUCUCGUUCAUCCAGGGGUGGCGCUGCAGGGUGCCACUCAUACCGGCGCAUCGCUCCCAAAGUUCCGCCAGGGGGUGCUUCAACGCUUACAGAUGGCCCUCAGCAACUUGACGUUGCUUCCUCGUCCUCAUCCUCCUCAAUGCUUCUUAAUGGAGUAAACUUUGAGGGUUCUGUCAAUGUGGGUCAAAACGGUGGCAGCUCCAACUUGAACCCUCUACCCCAGUUGACAAGAGCCUCUGCAGAUGUUCUGUCAAAGUGUAAAAAGGCACUAUCCGAGCACAACGUGCUAGUGGUGGAAGGCGCCAGGAAGUAUGCCUGCAAGAUCUGCUGUAAGACGUUCCUCACUCUGACAGACUGUAAGAAACACAUCAGAGUUCAUACGGGAGAGCGCCCAUAUGCCUGUCUGAAAUGUGGCAAACGCUUUAGUCAGUCUAGUCACUUGUACAAGCACUCAAAAACAACCUGCUUACGAUGGCAGAACAGUGAUAUGUCUAAUGCCCUGCUCUAAUUCAUCACAUUCGCAGUCACUCCAAAGAUGCCAUACAAGGAUGACUGGUUGCCACCAGUCAGUUUCUCUUUUGUGUGGGCAGACCUGUACACCAUAAUCUCACAUCCACCAUUACAGUAGCUCUAGUAACUUUUUUAAGUGUUUCAACACUGUUGUAUGUUGUUAACAUGCUUCCAAUUAACAUGCCGUUGAUGGUACAAAUUAAAUGGAUAGCUCACCCAAAAAUCAAAACUAACCUGACUUACUUACUUCUGCAGAACACAGAUUUAAAAAAAAAAAAAAAAAAAAAAAGUGUGUAUGAGUGUUUUUCUUUUUGGUCCAUACAGUAAACAUCAGUUUUAAUAUUAUGGACAAAUACAGUUGAAUCGUUUUUCAAAAUAUCAUCUUUUGUGUUCAGCUGAAGAAAGAAAUUCAUACAGGUUUGGAACAACAUGAGAAUUUUCAUUUUUGUGUGUACUAUCCCGUUAGGUUCACUGUGAAUUUUUUUUUUUUUUAAAAGAAUGGUAAUGGAGAGGUCUGCUCUAAGCAUUGCAAGCAGAUGUCAGACAGAACCUUAGUAGCUGAAUCCUGGAUCAUGAUGAUCAGAAGCUUUGAGUUUCAGUCCCUCUAUGGAAGUUAUUGUUGUAUUGUCAGCUGUGUAUUGUUGAAGUAUUUUUGCUUCUGUUUACCAUUAGGCCAGUGGUUCUCAACCAGGGAGCCGGGGUGAAUUUGCAAACUUCCGGGAAACCCUUAAAAUGAUUGAAAUUGAGUUAUAUUAACAAUCGUGAUACUUAGAUACUUAGAAUAAAGAUGUACAACAUUAAACUUUAAUUUUUUACUUUAUUAGUAUAGAAGUACAUGUCAGCUUAAAUAGGUGGGCCUUCAAAAAUUGUCUAAAAAGAUGAGAACCACUGCUUCAAGCGGUGUUCCAAAACCAAGCGAGCUGCCUGGCUGUCCACUGUCUUCUAAGGCAGCAUCCUAACUGAAAUGGAACCUCACAUUGGGACAUAGACAGUUGCUUUGUGCGCCACACAUAACGACUAACGUUUCAGAGCUCCAAAGGCAGGAAUGAGCAGCUCCAGUCCUUGAGGGCCACUAGCCAGUUUAGCUCUAUCCCUAAUCAAACACCCCUGCCUGUAAUUUUCUUGUAAUCCCGAAGACUUUCAGGACCGGAGUUGCCCAUCCUUGCACUAAAGUGAAAUGGUGAUGGGAGGAAAAAAUAUUUAAGUGCUGCUUACAUUCACACGUGAAACUUUUUUUUGCCCCUGCAAAAAAAAAAAAAAAAAAAAAAUGUUGCAUUUUCGCACAAAACGUUUGGAUUCUCUUGCAAAAAUGUGGUGUUCUUGCAAAAGUUUUCAUUUCAUUCCCCUGAGAAACUUUGCAUUUACUUGCAAACUUAUAUUUCAAUGCAUUUGUGUCCGCUAAUGCAAAGUUUCUCAGGCAAACAGAAACUUUUUGCGAGAGAAUGCAAAGUUUCUUGGAGGAACGCAAAAGUUUUUGUGAGCUAACACGAAAGCACUGAAAUAUAAUUUUUCCUCCUAUUUAAUUUUCCCCUAUUACCAUGUCCCUUUAGGGGCUGUGUAUAACUUAAAGUCCACUGGAGUCAACUUUUGAUGUAAAGUCCUCUUUUAAGUUAGAAGACCCUUUAAAAGUCAGUUCACUCAGCAGCUAUAUUUGGCAGCUAUUUUCCUAGAUCAAGUCCUGUCAACUUGAUGUCCCCUCACAUUUAAAUAAUUCAUAUGUUUUACAGAAUCUGUCCAAAUGUUGUUUCUUAUGCUAAAAUAGCGCUAAAAAGUUUCAAAAAAGAUUUCAGGUUGGUACCAGUGCGCAUGGUCUAUUCUAAGCCGAUUGCCGACUGGGUCUUUUAUUUAGAAGGAUGGGACUUAUUCCAUCAUAUUUUGCAUUGCACUUUCUCUCGUUCAUAGUAAUAUGAGUACAUCAUCUUGGUUUGAUGUUAGAAUGUUGCUAAAUAGCAUUUUUUUUUAAAUAUAUUUUAAUCAGUAUUUUUUCAGUAUAUCUAUAAUCACGCAUCUGUUUUGGAUGCAUUUUCUUCCAGUGAGCUUGGCGCAAUGCAUUCUGGUAUUGCCUUUGUCGUGCAGGAUUCAUGUGAUUCUGCUUUAGAAUUUGGGCAGAAUCAUCAGCCUUCACAUUAAGAAACUGCCUUAAAAAACUGUCUAGGUUGUAAGCUUGCAAGGUUUUGGAACACCGCUGAUAUGUAGCAAAUGGUUUAAUAGAUGAGUAGCCUACCAGAAACACUACUGGUACACUUUUACGGUUAAAAGGUCAAAUAAAAUGCCUUCUAUUAUAAGGCAAAAUGUGAAACAAGUAAGGCUGACCAUAUGUGGAAAUAAAUCAAAAGUGACGAAAGCCUUGUUGCCCAGAUGUCUCUAAACUAAUUAACACCUAACUCAUACUAACACCUAAUGAUUAAACACUAUUUGGUGUUUUCUAUGGACCACAAUUAUUAUCUUGUAUUUUUGAAAAUAUUGUGAAAAUGUGGUAUUAUGAUCAAAAUUAAGGCUAUUUCCUUUUGCACAGAAGAGGUGAAUGUAGGAACAUUUUGACUUAUAGCACUGUGUAUUUGUGCCUUUUUCUAUUGUAUUCAGAUGUUCUUAUAUUGAUAAAGGCUGUGCAGAUAGAAAGCAUAAACAAAGCAUUGCAUAGAUGGACUUUCAGCGUGUUUCGCUUCUGGUAAAGCUUACAUUGAUGCCUCUGUGGCUGAAACUGCUAUUAGUGCUGAGAGAAUAGACUACAAUGUUUAUGGCUACUCAUUUUCCAUAUUAGCUCAAGCACAUGCUUGGUGGUUACGUUCAUUUUAAAGAAUUUGAGCAAAAUCAAGUGGUAGCUAUUAGUCAGGUUGUCACUUUAGAAAAGGGUGUUAAUACAUUCAUGUGCCUCUUUUGACCUUCCAGAGCACAGAGCGAAUGUUAGUGAAAGAAAAUGAACUUUUAUGUAAAAAUUGCACCUUCAGUCUUUAAGGCUGUAAUGUUUUAUGGUUUGUGGAGUAAGUAAUCAUAGGAUUUUAAAAUCGAUCCGUAAUUUGCUGUAAAUAAAAAUAGAUGUUCAGUCUUUGUAUUAGUGGUUGUUUAUGGAUACUGUUAAGAGUUAAUAUUAUAUUAUGGUCUUGUCCUAGUAUUUUGUGAGAAGUGUUGUCUUCUGUCAUGUGUUUGAUGCUGUACUGAGAGGAGUCCUUAAAUACUCUUAAGUAUAACCAUUAAGAUUUAAAAGCUGCUUUUAUAAACACAUUCCAACCUGUAAAUAAGCUAUCUUACUGUAGAUUUUUGCAUUUUAUUUAUGCCAUCUUUUAUUUGACCAUAGUAAUGCCUUUUAUGGUAAUGCUUGGUAUGGUAAUAUGGUAAUGCUUUUAUGCUAAAUAUUGCCCCUAUAUGAAAUCUUGUUUGAUUGGAUUAACUCGAAGGGACUGAAUAUGGAAAAUCAUAACCUAACCCCUUACUGAAGACUGCACAUUAAUCUAAAACAAAAUGGACACAUUUAAGUUUAUAAAUUAUUGUACUUUUAUUUUUUCAAAUUAUUGAAAUUGUGUAAUUUUUUUUAUUUUUAUUUUUUUACAUGAAUCUUAAAACAUGAGUGUUUAUGCAACAGUUCUGUUACAUCAUUUCUAGUAUAAUCAAAAUAUACUAGGGAUAUCAGAAAUUCAAAACCAGUUUAAACUUUCAGUUUACACAUUAUUUGUCACAAAAAAGAUGACCUUAAAUGUAUGUACAUAUCAUGUGUUAACUGUAACAGUAGUCAUAGAUGACUGUUCCUUUAAAUUAAUUGAAUCACAAAUCACAAUGAUUUUUUUUUUCUUCAGAUCUAGAGAUGCCAAAAGUGAAGGAAUUAAUGUGAGUUUGUGUAAUGGCUAUUAAUCGCACAUUGUUAGAACACUCCUUUUUUGUACUGGUUUAAAAAAAUUAGGUAAAUAAAAUCAUGAAGAAUA